This is a messenger RNA of Zea mays, 705 nucleotides long. RefSeq lists its product as uncharacterized. Lineage: Eukaryota; Viridiplantae; Streptophyta; Magnoliopsida; Poales; Poaceae. The record is from RefSeq and is marked validated.
UCCCCAGCACAUCAUCAACAAGGGAUCAUCCACACGACCGCACCCACUACUACUGAGUGAGAGAGCUCCUGUGCCACAGGCCCACAGCUCUCCUACACGUCCACCGAUCAUCUCGCUUGAGCUCCGAUCUCCCUCAGAAGUCAGAACCUAUCUGAAGAGAGACGAUGCCUCGGUUAUUCCUCUUCUGCCUGGUGUCCAGCCAGCUGGCCGCGACCGCCGUCACGGCGCGGCCUUUCGCCACCGUCCUCCUGCACGGCGGCGCGAUGAGCAGGGUAGCUGCGGACGCUCCUUAUUCCGCUGCCGCCGUCGCCCUGCACGCGCACUCCCUGCUGGAGGAGUCCAGGUUCGCCGGGUCACCGCUGAGCUCGCACCGCGGCGGGCACAGACCUUUCGACCGGGCGUUCGCCGGCGGCAAGAUCAUCGUGGCGGGGCUCGCCGCGGCCAUCGUCGUCGCCGUCUUCUGCUACAUCCGCAUCACGAGGAAGAAGAGCGUGGAGCCAAAAGUCUGAUGAUGACUAUAUAGACCACCUGACUCUUUCUCUCUGCACACUCUCUGAAAGACUGAAACCCUUUCUGCUCUACAAACUGCAGAGUGAGGAUAUACGGCCAUACGGGAAGAAACAAGUGGAACCCCCCCCCCCCCUAGAUUUGCUGUACUAUACUACAUUUGUGAUGAUGGAUAGAUGAUUCAGCUCCUUCACAGUU